Messenger RNA from Vanrija pseudolonga, 3619 nucleotides. It is a transcript of the gene trappc11, whose product is annotated as Trafficking protein particle complex subunit 11. Lineage: Eukaryota; Fungi; Basidiomycota; Tremellomycetes; Trichosporonales; Trichosporonaceae. The coding region runs from base 1 to 3603 and encodes 1200 amino acids. The transcript is spliced from 9 exons. The record is from RefSeq and is a predicted model, not a curated record.
AUGAACUCGUAUCCGCCCGAGUUCCUCUCGCACCCCCAGCCGCUCAUGUUCAUCGCCGGCCUGCCGGGGGCCGGCACGGCGCGGCGGGCGUCGUCCUCGUCCACGACGGCACCGGCAGCGCCAGCAGCAGCGGCGGUCACGUCGCCGACAACAGACGCGAGCGCGCUCCCGCUCCAGUCGCCCGAGAAGGCGACGCUAGGCCUGCCGGCCACAGACGCGAGCGACGAGUUCGACGUCCUCGGCCGCGACCUCCGUGCCGUGCUCGAGCCGUACACCCAGCCGCCGCGCGUGUGGCUGCCCGAGGCUGAACGCCGCAGCUUCCGCGUCGUGCUGACCGACAAGAAUGUACGCCUACCAUUGCGCAAGGCUGCGGCACUUGGCGGCGAGUCGCAGCAGCACUCGCCGCUGUCCCCGCUCACGCCGUCGUCACCACUGCACCCCGACGGGCUGAUCGCGCCCGUGUGGGUGCGGAAGCACACCGAGUUUGUGCCGUCCGUCUUUGUCCUCUUCCUGCGCCUGUACGAGAGCCCCAAGGGCCCGAGCGACUCGCCGCUUGGCGACGAAGUCGCGGCCGAGUCGCGGCGGCAGGCCGAGCGCGAGGCGGACGAGGCACUGGUGCGCGAGAUUUCCGAGCGGCGGCGCCGGCUCGGCGAGCGGGGGAUCAAGCUCACUGUCGUUCUGAUGGCGACGACCGCUGCCCUGGACUCGCCAGGGCUGGACCAGCGCCUCUCGCUCAUCCGGCGAGCGUCGGUGCUGAGCGCCAAGGCGUCGCUCUUCGUGCUCACGCCGGUGCCGUCGCACGAGCUGCCCGACUUUGUCAGCUCGCUCCAGGACGCGCUGUACGACUCGGCGCUGGAAUACUACGCCGCACACGGCAAGCGGAUUCGGCGCAAGCGCGGACGCGUGCCCCAGACGUCGUCGUCGGCCGCGAGCCCGAGUCUGCCGCCGGGAGGCAACCGCUCGCGCUCCGGCUCGGUUGCCGCGCGCCCGCUCGGCUCGCAGGGCUGGAUCGUGCGGUACGAGUGGAAGGCUGGGUGGUUUGCCGAGACGCGUGGCGAGCUCGACCUCGCCCGCAGGCACUACGAGGACUGCUGGAACGAGCUGGCGCGCAUGUUCAGCAGCACGACGACGCUGCCGCCGCGUACCAAGCGCUGGGCAGAGGCCAAGGUUCUCGCCGACUGCGUCGCUAUCAAGAUCUGCAAGCUACUGCUGUAUGAAGGCGCGGCGACAAAGGUGCUCAUCCCAUUCUUCGUCCACUUGCGCCGGUUUGCCGACCUCUCCCGCGGCUGGGGUAUCGGUGAGGAGACGUUCGAGUUCUGGUCCUGGGUCGCGCGGCAGUACCGUAUCCUCGGCGAGGUGCUCGAGAUCGCCCAGGGCCACGGGUUCCACGUCCCCCCGCUCCCGGCCCCGGCGUAUGCAACGCCAGCGGCGAGCGUCGCACCGCCGCCGUCCGACGAGCUCCCGAUACCAAUCUCGUCGACCAACCCGCUGCAUGUUCUCCACCCACCAGCCUUCUACUUUUACAACGCGGCCUGCUGUACCAUCGAGCGCAAGCAGCGCUUUGACGACGCGCUCUCUUCCGAGCGUGAUUCAGGCUCGGUGGCCCUCGCUGCUGCUCCAGGCUUUGCGAAUGAGAAGAGUGUCGACCACGCAGCAUUGAUUGUGGAGCUGCUGACGAAAGCCUACAACCUGCUCAAGGACGAGCAACAAGAGGCGUCCCGACUCGCCCUGUACAUUGCCUUCCGUAUAGCCAAGACGCACUGCCAGGCUGGAGAGCACGAACUGGCCAUGAGGUAUCUCAACAUCAUCUCCGGCAAGUUUGCCCAGGAGGGAUGGAAGCCGGUUCUCCACGAGAUUCGGACUAUCUGGUACGAGUGCGCCAAGCGCACUGGCGACGUCGAGACGGCUGCCAAGCUCCUCGUGGAGAUUUUGGCGUCUGGAGACGCAGCAGACGGCAACGCGCUGCAGGACGACCUGCUGUCUCUGCUCAAGACGACUGCGCCGUCGUCGUCUGAGCCGAUCGCCGUUGAUGGGACCGAUGACUCGUUGCUCGAUGCUCGUGUCGGGUUCCGUGAAGCCGAGGUCGGAGUUGGCUCCUCGGUCGCCUUCCAGGUUGCCGUCAGUCCAAAGGCCAACGUUGAUGUCUCGCGUCUCGAGUUCUCUCAACUCCGUAUCGGCUUCAGCGACGGCCGCCCUGAUAUUGUUGUUGCCAACGGAGGAGAGUCACGAUACCUCAACGUCGCAACCAUCAAGCCACAAGGCGACAGCGAGGUGUUCAAGGCGCCCUUGAAGUGGGCCAGUGGAGACGUGCUCGUUGUCAAUGGCGAGCUGCCCGGGAACGUCGCAACAGAGGUCGAGAUCAGCGACAUUACGCUUGUCCUGACCGAGGGUACCUGGACGCUGGAACUCAGACUCAACCCUCAGCAGCUCACAACGUGGACUGUGAAGGAAGGCACCAGCUACGUCCCAGUGUCCAAGCUAUCCUCCUCCAUCGUCUUCUCGCAACUCCCUCACGGGCUUACAUUGGACGUUACUCACGUUCCUGUAGCGUUCGUUGGCGAGUCCCUUCCCGUCAAGGUCAAGAUUGCGAGCACGGACAGCCGAAAGCUCAAGCUAUCCCUCAACGUGCUUCUGCAGCCGGGCGCGGAGCCAGACGGCUCGACCAUCACCGUCGGUGGCACGCAGUCCGAUGCGCUUGUGAAGGAGGUCGACCUCGGCACUAUUGAAGAAGGAGGCGAGGUUGAGAAGGAGGUGACGUUGAUCGUACCCGCCGAGGGCACCAAGCUCCUCGAUAUCAACGUCCUUUCUGAAGUAGUAGGCACGGUUGCCGACACGGCAGAGACGGUCAAGACGGCCGUCAUCCCAGUCGUCUCCCCCUUCGCCUGCACCGCGACAGCCCAUGCUACCGGCCCAGCGACCGCAGGAACUACAGGCUUUGGCGUCAUUUCGGCCCUUCUCACCGUUCCCGGCCCUCGCGGUAUCGUCGUGGACAAGGUGGACGUCGUUACAGAUGUUGAAAACAUCAAGCUGUUGGGCUCAUCCUUGGAGGUAGCGGCAUUCCCUCAGACCUGGAACGACACCAGCUCGUUCGCAUUCAGCGCUCGCUUUUCAGUCGGCACGCCUGCGCACCGCCUGACGUCGCACCCACCAUCGGCGGCCUCGGCCCAUAUCUCCUGGCACGCGUCCGACGACCCGUCAAAGGAGAAGUUGACCACCGCCAUCCCCCUCCCAGCCCUCGUUCCGCCCGUGCCAGACGCCUUCAUCUCCUCGUCGCUGUCGUUCCCUCCCGUCGUGCGCGCACACGAGCCAUUCCCCGUCUCGCUCGAGCUGCGGAACGCGCACCCGACAGAAGCGGCGUGGGUCGCGCUCCAGGGCGAGACGGCAGACGGCUUUGUGUGGGCCGGCCCGCGAGGCGCGAGAGUGGGCCCAGUUCCGGCUGGCGGACGAUCUGUCGUCACUGUCGAGGCCAUGGCUGUCGGGUCUUCCGGGUGGCAGAGUCUCCCUGGCCUGAGCGCAUGGGCGGGGGACGGCAACGAGAGACGAGAAGUGCGCGUCACGACACAAACGGACAGACCUGGCGCUGCCGUCCUCGUGCGUCCAUGAGCAUAUCUAGACAGCC